Molecule: messenger RNA, 1994 nt
Organism: Morone saxatilis (striped sea-bass)
Lineage: Eukaryota; Metazoa; Chordata; Actinopteri; Moronidae
Product: interferon-induced protein 44-like
Exons: 8
Coding region: 113-1528 (471 amino acids)
Molecular function (GO): GTP binding
Source: RefSeq, a predicted model, not a curated record
UUUUGUUUUUACACGUGACAGAGAAACACUCAACGGUAAGCACAUCGGUCUGCGGCGUUUUACCACAACAAUACUUCUGCUGCAGGUCUUUUUGGACAACCUACUCUCCGUCAUGUCUGUAGUCACAUCCAGUCUGUCUAAAGAUCAGCAGAAGAAGCUGCUCUCUCUCCUGGGUCAUGUCAGACUCCAUCUGCUCUACAAAGCCAGUGUCCACGACUUCACCGCUGCUGCUUUCCACAAUCGCUGUGACAAACAGGGGCCCACUGUCAUCGUCGCCUACAACGCCGCUGGAUUUGUCUUCGGGGCGUACACCUCGAAGGACUACGCCCAGAGCGGAGAGGCCGUGAAGGACGGGGAUGCUUUCCUCUACAGCGUCAAUGAGAAAGAAAACAGACCACUGAGGGUGGCAGGUAUCACCGGACAGUGUGCUUUCAAAGAUGAAGCCACUGGCCCGAAUUAUGGUGGCUUGGUGUUCCUGCAUGAUGACAAACCUGAGUUCCAGUCCAACCCAGGGACGAGCUUCAACUUUCAGGCUGCGGCGAUGCACGGAGGCGAUUUGAAACUGACCGAGUUUGAAGUGUAUCGAGUUGAAGGUUUUGGAGAUCUUCUGCCCAAACCCUGGAGGAACAUCCAGUGGACUGCCGAGAGAAAGCAGCAGUUGAUGAACGCCAUCCAGAACUAUAAGCCUGACAUUAAAUCAGUUCAUCAAGCCCGGGUGUUGUUGGUGGGACCCGUUGGAGCUGGGAAGUCCAGCUUCUUCAACGCCAUAAACUCGGUGUUUCGAGGCAACAUGACAUCCCAGGCUAUUGCUGGUACUGCGGACAAGAGUGUGACCACUCAGUUCCGCACCUACACCAUCAAGGCAGGGAAAGGCGGUGGAGCUGUUCCUCUGAUCCUGUGUGAUACAAUGGGACUGGAGGAAAAGCCUGAUGCUGGUUUGGACAUUGAGGACUUAGUCAACAUCUACAAGGGUCACGUGAAGGAUCGCUACCAGUUCAGUCCCUCCACUCCUCUCCUAGCGGACGCCCCAGGCUUUAAGCAGCAAGUGACUCUGAACGACAGUAUUCACUGUGUGGUUUAUGUGGUGGACACCUGCAAGGUCUCUCUCCUCACACAAAAAAUGCUGGACAAGUUCGCUUCCAUCCGGAAAAAGACCAAUCAGCUGGGACUUCCUCAGAUUCUGCUGAUGACUAAAGUAGAUGAGGCCUGUCCGCUGGUGGCAGAAGACAUAAAGAAUGUUUAUCGCAGUGUUUACAUCCAGACAAAGGCCCGGGAGUUGAGUGAGUCUCUGGGCAUCCCCUUGUCCUGUGUGCUGCCUGUAAAGAACUACAGUGAAGAGCUGGACCUGGACCAGGAAACUGACAUACUGCUGUUGGCAGCUGUGCAGCACAUGCUGAACUUUGCAGACAGCUUCUUUGAGAACCAAGUUCUCGAGGACCAAGAGACGAAUGAUCAGCUGGAGCUCUACAGAUCCAGUGAUCAUCAGCGCCCAGUUUUAUCAGGGAAAACUAAACAUCAGGUUGCUUGAAAGACAAAACAUCAGCAUUUGAAAAAAAAUUAAUUAACUCAAAAUAACAAGUCAGGUAGUUACAUAGCAGUGCAACAACAACUACAGACAAAUGUCUUGGUGACUUAUGAUAAUCCUUAACCCUUGUGGGCACUUCACACUAUAGAGUAUUAAUCAUCACCAGAUGGAGUGAAGAUCAUGUGAUAGUGUGAUCAAAAGCUCCAGAAUGGAAAUUGAGGGGUCGUUAUUUUGUGGACUUCCUUUUCCAAGAUCGAGAUUGUUGUUAACCUUGAGUUUCAAAUGUCUGGAAACAUUUGCAAACUACAUUUAUUCAUACAUUUUUGCUGUAAUUUAGGUGACUCCAACAAACCUUCAGUAAUUGAAUUCUUACACAAAAUGCAUGCAUACUUAUAUUCACUGUUACAAACUGUUUUUGUGGGGUUUCUAUAGUCACAAAAUAUGAAAUAAAUGGAAAUAAACUGGAAAA